AUGAAGACAUUCAAAUGUUGUUUUAAAUACCCAGCACAGCAGAAAGUUUUCAUCUUAUUUGUAACUCUCUGGCUGUUCUCCUUGUUGAAGCUUCUAAAUGUGAGAAGCCUCCUCUUCCCUCAAAGAGGCAUUUACUUGGUUGAAUCCUCCCUGAGUACCUCGCCUUUUGUAAGGAACAGAUACACCAGUGUGAAAAAUGAAGUCAGGUAUGAAGUGAACUGUUCAGGUGUCUAUGAACAGGCACCUUUGGAAAUUGGCAAGAGUCUGGAAAUAAGAAGGAGAGACAUCAUCGACUUGGAUGAUGAGGAUGUUGUGGCGAUAACCAGUGAUUGUGACAUUUAUCAGACCCUGAGAAAGUACCGUCAAAAGCCUGUUUCAAGGGAGGAGAAGAGCUUCCCAAUAGCCUAUUCUUUGGUCGUUCAUAAAGACGCCAUUAUGGUUGAAAGGCUACUUCAUGCCAUAUACAACCAGCACAAUGUUUACUGCAUCCAUUAUGACCAUAAGUCCCCUGAUACCUUCAAAGUUGCCAUGAACAAUUUAGCUAAGUGCUUCCCCAAUGUUUUCAUUGCCUCCAAAUUAGAGACAGUGCAAUAUGCACACAUUUCCAGACUCCAAGCUGAUCUGAAUUGCUUGUCAGACCUCCUCAGGUCCUUGGUUCAGUGGAAAUAUGUUAUCAAUCUGUGUGGGCAAGAUUUUCCUUUGAAGUCAAACUUUGAAUUAGUGUCAGAGUUAAAGAAACUCAAUGGAGCAAAUAUGUUAGAAACGGUGAAACCCCCUAACAGUAAAAUGGAAAGAUUCACUUACCACCAUGAACUCAGACAGGUGCCUUAUGAAUAUGUGAAGCUACCAAUAAGGACAAACAUCUCCAAGGAAGCCCCCCCUCAUAACAUUGAGAUAUUUGUUGGCAGUGCUUAUUUUGUUUUAAGUCGAGCAUUUGUUAAAUAUAUUUUCAACAACUCCCUCGUUAAAGACUUUUUUGCCUGGUCUAAAGAUACAUACUCGCCUGAUGAACAUUUUUGGGCUACCUUAAUUCGGGUACCAGGAAUACCUGGGGAGAUUUCUAGGUCAGCCCAGGAUGUGUCUGACUUACAGAGUAAGACCCGCCUUGUCAAGUGGAACUAUCAUGAAGGGCUUUUGUAUCCCCAUUGUACCGGCUCCCACCUUCGAAGUGUGUGUAUCUUUGGAGCGGCGGAAUUAAGGUGGCUUAUAAAUGACGGACAUUGGUUUGCUAAUAAAUUUGAUUCUAAGGUGGAUCCUGUCUUGAUUAAAUGCCUGGCAGAAAAGCUUGAAGAGCAACAGAGACAAUGGAUCACUAUGUCUUCAAAAAAGUUACUUAUGGCUAAAAAUCCCGUAAUCACAUCAUGA
Molecule: messenger RNA, 1365 nt
Organism: Neomonachus schauinslandi (Hawaiian monk seal)
Lineage: Eukaryota; Metazoa; Chordata; Mammalia; Carnivora; Phocidae
Gene: GCNT4
Product: glucosaminyl (N-acetyl) transferase 4
Exons: 1
Coding region: 1-1365 (454 amino acids)
Cellular component (GO): membrane
Molecular function (GO): acetylglucosaminyltransferase activity
Source: RefSeq, a predicted model, not a curated record